Molecule: messenger RNA, 1416 nt
Organism: Phlebotomus papatasi
Lineage: Eukaryota; Metazoa; Arthropoda; Insecta; Diptera; Psychodidae
Product: deubiquitinase OTUD6B
Exons: 1
Coding region: 89-958 (289 amino acids)
Biological process (GO): protein deubiquitination
Molecular function (GO): cysteine-type deubiquitinase activity
Source: RefSeq, a predicted model, not a curated record
AAAACGGUUAAUUCGAGCCGGAAACGUCAGGCGGUUUUAGUGGAAAACCCGGAGUUUUGUGUUUUUUUCUCAGAAAAAUCGUGGAAAAAUGGCUGAUGUGGAGGAAAACGACAUCCAGGCAAGGCACAGGAAAGAGCGAAAGGAUUUACAGGCCAAGAUUCAGGAACUGAAGAAAACCUCGAAGAGUGACAAGAAGAAAAAGAAGGAGAGUCUGGAAGAGAUUGCAAGGCUGGAAAGUGAGCUGGAAAAGAGGCAUGCUGAGGAAUUAAAUGCUCUGAAUCGGGAGCGAAAAGAGUCCGAGUCGACUGUUGAGGGUGAUCAUGACCAUGAGGAAGGAUCAGACAAAAAGAAUCGCCAGUCCAAGGCUCAGAGGAGGCGAGAAAAGAAAGAGAAGGAGGAACGUGAUCGGGAGGCUAUGAUUCUCGCCGCUGAGGCUAUGAAUAUCAACACUGCCCGCCAGAAAGAGUAUCUGGCUAUUCUGCAACUUCUACAGGGCCGAAGCCUCACAAUGCACGAUAUCCCUUCAGACGGGAAUUGCCUUUACAACGCUGUUAAUCACCAACUGAACAUCACAGGCCGGAAAGUUUUCGACGUCUCCAGUCUCCGAAGUAUGACUGCCGAGUACAUCCUGGCCAACAAGGAUUCCCUGUUGAUGUACAUGACCAACCCUGAAACGAACAAUCCCCUCACAGAUGCAGAAUUUGAGAAAUACUGCGAUUCAGUGAAGAAUACAGCCGCCUGGGGUGGUCAGAUUGAGAUCAAAGCUCUCUCCCACACCCUCCAUGUACCCAUUGAGGUCAUCCAGGCCGAAGGACCACCCACAGUCCAGGGAGAAGAGGAAUUCAAGGGGCCCAAUCUCAUUCUCACCUACCACAGACACAUGUACAGCCUCGGAGAGCACUUCAACUCCACCAAAUCCGCUCCUGAACCCACCCCGGACAAUCUCGAGGACAACUAACUGCUAUCGUGAUGUUCUCAAGCAAUUUCGCAGUGAUUUUCUUAUUACAUUUUCUCAUCGACAUUACAACCACAGGAAUCACUUGGAAAAUACGUGAAAUAAGUUACUGGAGGGAUGAUGGUGCAUCUCCUCGUCUACUUCUGCUCCUCCUUGGUCUCUUCAGCAUUCUGCUGACCCUUGUUGGGAUCAUCUGGCUUCAUGGCCGGGAAGAAGAGAACCUCCUGGAAGGCAAACAAAAUAUCAAUAUCAACGAUUUGCUAAGAAUUCAAAGUUUACACGAAAAAAAUAUUUAAAAAAAAAGAUCCUAAAAAGAAUUUAUAAAAAAGGUUUUUGUUUUGAGAGUUUUUUCUUUUAAUAUUUUGUAAUAUUUUUUUUUCUCUGAAUCCUCAUGAAUAUGUAUCAAUAUGAAGAAGUAUUUAUUUGAAUAAAUAGACGCAGUUUUCUAAUUUAUCCACAAA